UUUUCUUCCCAAGAGGUCCACCUUUGACGAUAAUGCACAUGUCAAUCAUCGCGAGACUCCGCUCGUAUGGCGUGCGUAGCAACCACGGUUGCUCAAUUGCUCCGUCCCGCCCACUUACGAAGGCGACGACAUCCAACCAAUCAGCUUGGACGUUUCGUCCUCUCGUCCAAUAGGGACCAGCAUAGGGCGAGUCCCUUCCCAAGUCUUUCUGGUGUUCCGUGUGGAAAGUUUACCGGCUCGGGUGCAAAGUUUCAACCCGUCUGCAAACUGGAGACAUGGUGUUGGCCGAGUCGCUGUUUUUCGAAUGAGUUGUCUUCCAGUCGAAGUGCCGCUGCCAUUAAGGGAUAACCGUAGUGUAUGUGUAGUCGGGGGGGCUCGUAUUCUCUCACGGGGAGCCAGUUAGCUCGAGGUGUUAGCUUGAGGUGUUAGCUCGGAGUUCAUUCUAGCUAGCUAGCUUGAGCGAGCUAGUUUCUUUUUUUCAUUUGUUUUUUUUUUGCCCCCUUCUAUAACAUCACGAGCAAAAUGGCAUGUGCGCCCAAUCGAGUCCGCCUGCUGUGCAUGCUCUCGCUGACGUUCGCCUUUUUCAUUGUGGAGGUGGUGGUGAGCCGGAUCACCGCGUCCCUCUCGAUGCUGUCCGACUCCUUUCACAUGCUGUCAGACGUCAUCGCUCUAAUUGUGGCUCUGGUCGCGGUGCGCUUCGCCGAGAAGACCCAAGCGACCGACAAGAACACGUUCGGCUGGAUCCGGGCCGAGGUGAUGGGUGCGCUGGUUAACGCCGUGUUCCUCACGGCGUUGUGUUGCACCAUCGUGCUGGAGGCGAUCGAGCGCUUCACGGAGGCCCGCGAGAUCGAGCGGCCGCAGGUGCUCGCCGGAGUGGGCUUAGCGGGGCUGGUGGUCAACUUGCUCGGGCUCUGUUUGUUCCACGGCCACGCCGGCGGGGGACACGGCCACUCGCACGGGGGGAAGAAGGGCAAAGGCGCCAAGUCACACCGGGCCGGCAAUGGGACUCCUGGAGAGACGAACAAUUUGGUGGGGAACCACAGUAGCUCCACGGACGCUUGUCAAACUGACGUCAGCCCGAAAGAGAGCUCCGAGGUGCAGAUCAACGGCGGCGCUCAGUACGAGGACGUGGACAAUGACCACAAUACGUCCUCGCAGCUCAACAUGCGCGGCGUCUUCCUCCACGUGCUGGGCGACGCCCUGGGCUCUGUCAUCGUGGUGAUCAACGCUCUCAUCUUCAUCUUCGUGUGGCAGCCCUGCAACAAAGACGAACUCUGCAUCAACCCGUGCAUCGAAAGCCACGCCACCGACCACUACCACGGCAACCACACCCUGCUGGAUCUGCGAGGGAGCCCCACCGCGGCCAGCGCCAAGAUGGCGGGCCCCUGUUGGGUGCUCUACCUGGACCCCACGCUCUGCCUCAUCAUGGUGUGCAUCCUGCUGUACACCACGUACCCGCUGCUGAAGGAGUCCGCCCUCAUCCUGCUGCAGACGGUCCCCAAGCAGAUCAACAUCCACCGCCUCAACGAGCGCUUGUUGAACCUGGACGGGGUCCUGGCCAUCCACGAGCUGCACGUGUGGCAGCUGGCGGGCAGCCGCAUCAUCGCCACGGCGCACAUCAAGUGCCACGACCCCACGUCCUACAUGGAGGUAGCCAAGCGCAUCAAGGACUUCUUCCACAACGAGGGCAUCCACGCCACCACCAUCCAGCCCGAGUUUGUCACCUUCAGUUCCGAGUCCCAGGACUCCCUGUGCGAGCUCUCCUGCCGGACUCAGUGCGCCCCCAAGCUGUGCUGCGGCGCCGGCGACAAGAAGGCAGCCGGUGACCUGAGGGCCAUUGGCGAGAGCCCGGAGCCGGCCGCCGUGUCUCUGGUGCAGCCGCAGGUAAUCGUCACUUCCGAGGUGGAGUCGUCUCUGUGAGAGAAGUGGCAAGCUGGACUAACUGCUGUCGAUUAAGAUUAGAAAAUUGGCUCCGUGGUUCCCGCCUCAGACGGUCUUUCAUCGCAAGCCUCUAUCCGUAUAUCUUUUUUUUUUUCUAAAAUGAAAAAAAGUGACUGAAGACUUCAUUUGUUUUUAAACUAAAAAAAAAAAAAGUUGCCUGAUUUUUAAUCGUUACAUUUUUAGCUCCACUCAUAAAAUGAGAAAUUGAAAAAUAGGCCGCAGCAUUGAUCAUGAUUUUUAGUUGAAUUGGCCCCUGAAGUUCCACGAAUGAGCCGCUGUCAAGGUACUUCAGCUUGUUAGUUGACAAACUUUUACAUUUGUGGUGAACCAAAACGUUUUUAAAAAUAUAUAUGUUUUCCUUUGAGACAUAUGUAAUAUUUUUGCAGUUUUUCUCUCUGUUGUGAAACUAAACAAAUAUGAAUGGAUGAAAUAUAAAACUGUCAAAUGUUCUGCCUGUAAUUUAUAUUUUUAAAAAAGUUAUCUUGCUCAUUACAAAAAAUUUUUAAUCUGUCUAUUUAUCAUGUUUUUUUAAAAAUUCUGCCUAAUAUCGGGAUCGGCCUCAAAAAGUCCAUAUUGGUUGGGCCUUAAUCUUGUUACUAAAUUCCCGGGUCGCGUCCACACAAACAAUCCAAUAUUAGAACCAAAUUCUGUGCUGUGGCCUCUCUUUUUUUUUCAAUUUCCAAGCCAAAAAUAUAAAGAUGGAAAAAUGAGUUGACUUUUUCUAUCAGAUUAAAAAAUAAUAAUAAUAAUGAAACGAGUGACUUUUUCGCUUGCCAGCUGAAAAUGGAAACGACAAUUGAUACGCCGAUUCGUUUCGUCAUUGAUGGCACGUCAGGGGUUCACUGUCUUCGGAACCUUGUCCCAUGGUGUUGCUGUGCCAAAGCUUCUCCUCAGGACCUCCGAAUGUCCUUCGCAGCACACGUCUCGCUCACUUCAGCCUGUGGACUUUGUGUGUAUUCUCCUAAUCCCCUCAUCCCUAAAAAUGGAGUAUUGUAUUGCUUAAUGAAGUAUUUAAGUUAUUAGAAAGAAUCUAUUUCGCUCAGUAGAUGCUGCUUCUCUUCUCUCUUCGGCCCGCCAUCUAUGCUGUUCGUUAGAGUUUUUGGCCUCUUUGGAUAAGAAGCUGGAUAAAGACCUCAUAGCCUGCCUUUGCGCCCACUGGCACUAGCACUGAGUGCCGGCGACGUAAACGGCGACGGCGGCACCAUUCGUUCGAGAUUUAAUGCCUCCCGUUGCUAAGAAACGAGCCCCGCAAUGUCGCCGGUGGGCUCGCGAUGACGGCCAGUCGUUCUUUGGCGGCGUUCCCGCUGUCCAAACUUGAGACUUGGUCCUCUGGGUCAAGAGCUCUAAAAAAAAGGUGCAUCAUGUUCGAUUCGUCCCAAGCAUCACCACCACUGUAAGAGUGACUCAACAUGCAUUUCAUCUGUCCACCGCUUUGGACGGCUGAGCACCCAAGUUCUUAUAGUGGCCUUGAAAUUGUCUAGAAGAAGAAAAAAAAAACAUUACUAUAGUUUUUGUCACUUAACAAGGUGCAAUUGAGAAUCCCCCUCCUGAUUCUAUGUAUAUGCAAUGUAAACAAAUGUGCUGGGAAAUGUAUUUGGAUGUGUUCCUUCAUUUUUAUAAUGUGCAGUCACUUCUACCCUGUGUCUUUGGGCACAUUUAUGUGGCUUUAUGUGAAAAAUAGUUUUUUUUUUUCUUUCUUUUUAAGAUAUGAAAUGUGAGCUGAUGUUUUUUGAUAUGCCAUCUACUGUUUCUGUCCACUGUGUCAUCCUGAGACAAAAAAAUAUAUAUAUGGCUGUUUGGUACAGUUGAUGAACUUAAAAGGUGUCUCUUGCUCUUUUUGUAUAUAGUCGACUGGGGCGGGCGUGAGAAUUCUGUGAAAUGCGUGUCAUUGAUUCGGGCUCCAAAUAAUCAUUGUUCAAUCUGUCGAUUAAUCACUGGAUCGGAUAAAAAAGGCAGU
This is a messenger RNA of Hippocampus comes (tiger tail seahorse), 3898 nucleotides long. It is a transcript of the gene slc30a1a, whose product is annotated as solute carrier family 30 member 1a. Gene Ontology annotation, biological process: intracellular zinc ion homeostasis; detoxification of zinc ion; zinc ion transmembrane transport. Lineage: Eukaryota; Metazoa; Chordata; Actinopteri; Syngnathiformes; Syngnathidae. Gene Ontology annotation, molecular function: calcium channel inhibitor activity; zinc ion transmembrane transporter activity. The record is from RefSeq and is a predicted model, not a curated record. Gene Ontology annotation, cellular component: Golgi apparatus; membrane; endoplasmic reticulum. The transcript is spliced from 3 exons. The coding region runs from base 523 to 1920 and encodes 465 amino acids.